AUGCUCCUAUUGCGACAACCAGAUCAGAGCAAAGGUCAAAUUCUCCCUCACCAUUGCGGUCCUGUCUUGAGAGCUCGAAUCAGUGGCUUUAUCGCACUGGAGGAAGCAAUAGCCUCCUUAUUCUCAUUGCGGACCGACAAGUUGAGCACUCCAAAUUUGACGAUGUUGAGUAGGCUUUCAAGUGAGGAGUCUGAUAAGAGGAUGACCGCCGAUCAAGCUUUCACCAUGGAAUGA
Molecule: messenger RNA, 234 nt
Organism: Linum trigynum
Lineage: Eukaryota; Viridiplantae; Streptophyta; Magnoliopsida; Malpighiales; Linaceae
Source: the annotation of a GenBank genome assembly